UAACUAGCAACGCCAGCGCAAGCGUUUUCCCGCUCCUUGUUACGCUCUACUUCUAGUUUCCGACAGCCUGGGACAGCUCAACUACGUGCAGACAUACCUGGGAAGUCCAGCUACCAAGCGACAAUAUGGCCAAAGGUCACCCCGAUAUCAACGACACCACAAGCUUCGUCCUCUAUCGCUACGUACCGUCACUACCCGCGGCUAUCAUCUUCGUUGUAGCCUUUGCGCUUACAACCUUUUACCACAUUUUCCAAAUCGGCCGGAAACGGACAUGGUACUUCAUACCACUUGCAGUCGGCGGCGCAUUUGAAUUUGUAGGCUAUAUCGGUCGCGCUAUGUCGCAUUUCGAUCAAUGGAAACUCGGACCCUUCAUUAUGCAGUCGCUGCUCCUUCUCGUUGCACCUGCCCUUUUCGCCGCUUCGAUUUAUAUCAUCCUGGGCCGCAUCAUACUCCUCACCGAUGGCGAAAAGCACUCCCUCAUUCGACAGAAAUGGCUUACCAAGAUCUUCGUUGCGGGCGACGUGCUAUCUUUCCUCAUGCAGAGCGCCGGCGGCGGUAUCCAAGCGUCUGGAACCGAAAGCGCCAUGAAAAUGGGCGAGAAACUGAUCAUCAUCGGUCUCUUCCUCCAACUCGCAUUCUUUGGCUUUUUUGUCGUGGUCGCAGGACUAUUCCACGUCCGCCUGCAGCGCAACGGCCCUGCCUCCCAGACCGUGGAUCUGAACGCGCUGCCUUGGCAAAAGCACCUCGUGGCCCUCUACGUGUCCAGCAUGCUCAUUCUCGUGCGAAGCGUCUUCCGUGUGAUCGAGUACAUCAUGGGCAACGCAGGAUACCUGCUCCGACACGAACUGUUCCUGUACAUCUUUGAUGCGGUGCUCAUGCUUUUCGUCAUGCUCAUCUUCAAUUACUUCCACCCGAGCGAGAUUACGGAAUUGUACCACAAGCGGAUCGCGGGCGAGAAGGGUCCGCAUUCGAGGCAUGUGAGCGAUGUGGAGAUGCAAUUGCAACCCAAGAAUGGGCGGGAGGUCGCAGGUGGACCCUGGUCGUAGGGUUCAGGCUGCAUUACGGGGGUUGAGUUUUUAUUUUUUCCGUUCUCUGUCGCGCACGAUAGACGUGGCACGACUACUAGACGCUUGCUCGCCGGAACGACGAUUAUUGUUCUUGCAUCAUUGUUUCGUGUAUUUUGUUGACAUUUUCGCACAAUG
This is a messenger RNA of Paraphaeosphaeria sporulosa, 1202 nucleotides long. Its product is annotated as RTA1-domain-containing protein. Bases 126 to 1046 code for a protein of 306 amino acids. Lineage: Eukaryota; Fungi; Ascomycota; Dothideomycetes; Pleosporales; Didymosphaeriaceae. Gene Ontology annotation, cellular component: membrane. The record is from RefSeq and is a predicted model, not a curated record. The transcript has 2 exons.